AUGGAACUCUUCCCCAAGACCAAGGUCGUGGUCAUCGGUGCCGGAGAGCUGGGCGCGACUGCUGCCGUCUCCCUCGCGGAGAGCGGGCACUAUGACGUGACGGUGCUUGAUCGCGCGCCCAUUCUUCCAGCCGAAGACGCGGCAAGCACCGACAUCAACAAGGCUGUGCGGGCCGACUACAUCGAUCGCGACUACGCCGUGCUCGCUCAGGAGAGCAUCCGGCGCUGGAGAGGGAAGGAGUGGGAGGGCGUGUACCACGAAACCGGCGUGCUUCAGCGCAACCUCACGCGUCCCGAGGCGGUGGAGCUGUUCGCGGCCGUUCAAUCGCUCGACCCAGAGGGCGUGAGGAAGCUCUCCUCGUCCGAGAUUCGUGCCAGGCUCGGUCCCGGUUCCGAGGGAUCAGCGGCGCUGCAGCAGAGCGCGUAUUACAAUCCCUCAGGAGGCUGGGCGUGGUCCUCGGGCGCAAUCGAGAAACUCUACGCGCGGCUACGCGAGCUCAACGUGCCCAUCGUUCCGUCGGCGGAACUCGCCGAGCUGAUCCGGGACGGCGACGCCGUCGUCGGCGUCAAGCUGACAGAUGGCCGCGAGUUCCGCGCCGACAAGGUCAUUGCCGCCCUUGGGUCCUGGACAGGGGGACAUCCCGCGCUCAAGGGGCUGCUGCCCAAGGGUCUGCUUGUGCCCACUGGACAGACAGUGGCCGCCGUUCAGCUCACGCCGGAGGAGAUGGAGAUCUACAGGGACAUUCCCGUCAACGCGACCCAGGACGGGACAGGAUACUACGCCUUCCCGCCCACGGCGUCGGGGGUGAUGAAGUUUGCCCUGCACUCGGGCGGAUACACCGUGCCCAACAACGUACCGCGGACGGUGCUCGACCCCGCUGCAGCCGCUUAUGCGCAGGAGAAAGGCGUCGGUUGGAUCCCGCGGAAGAGUCUUGCGCUCCUCCGCGAGAAGCUGGGCAAGGGUUUCCCCGCCCUGGCCAAGAAGGAACUCAAGUACACGCGCAUGUGCUACUACUCAGACACGCCCGAUGGGGACUUUGUCAUCGACUAUGCCGCGCCAGGGUUGCUCGUGGCUAGUGGUGGCGCAGGACACGCGUUCAAGUUCCUCCCUGUCAUGGGAGAGAUCAUCCACGCUCGUCUAGAGGAUAGGCUGCCUACUCAUUUGAAGAACAAGUGGCGGAUAAACCGACCAGUGCCCGAGGCGCCGAGCGAUGACGACAGGCAGGGAUUCGGACGGCAGCCGCUGGACUUGGAGAGUCUUGCUACGACGGCAGAGAUGGGUGCGCAGUGA
Trichosporon asahii var. asahii CBS 2479 is the source of this 1290-nucleotide messenger RNA. RefSeq lists its product as uncharacterized. The coding region runs from base 1 to 1290 and encodes 429 amino acids. NCBI's taxonomy places the organism in Eukaryota, Fungi, Basidiomycota, Tremellomycetes, Trichosporonales, Trichosporonaceae. The transcript has 2 exons. Gene Ontology annotation, molecular function: sarcosine oxidase activity; flavin adenine dinucleotide binding; L-pipecolate oxidase activity. The record is from RefSeq and is a predicted model, not a curated record.